Messenger RNA from Acanthoscelides obtectus, 1287 nucleotides. The record is from the annotation of a GenBank genome assembly. Lineage: Eukaryota; Metazoa; Arthropoda; Insecta; Coleoptera; Chrysomelidae.
GUUAGGGGUUGAGCAGUGGGAUUGUGAGGAAGAAUAAGUUGUGUAAGGAGUUAGACAGAGAGAACGUGAUGGGGUAGAAUGUGGUGUAGAAUUAGGAUGAUACAUUGUUGGAAGAGCUGUUAUGCCGCCAACUCCUGAAGAAUGGUUAUUAGUUUCAGAACAAUAUCAAGAGUUGUGGAACUUUCCAAAUUGCUUGGGCGCCAUGGAUGGAAAUCAUGUAGCGCUACAAACGCCAAUAAACAGCGGCAGCGAAUAUUAUAACUAUAAAUCACACUAUAGUAUUGUAUUAUUCGGUUUAGUUGACGCAAAUUACAAUUUUAUAUUUGCUGAUGCAGGCUGUCAGGGUCGAAUUUCUGAUGGAGGCAUGUUUAAACACAGUACACUAUAUAAAAGAUUACAGAGCAAUGACUUGAAGAUUCCUACAGCAAGAAGUCUACCAGGAAGGAAUCAGGAGAUGGAGUAUGUAUUUCUCGGAGAUGAAGCAUUUCCGUUGAAUAAGCAUAUUAUGAAGCCAUUCUCAGGAACCCAUCGGAAAGGAUCACUGGAAAGAAUAUUCAAUUAUCGUCUUAGCCGAGCCCGAAGAAUUGUAGAAAAUGUCUUUGGAAUUUCUUCUGCCGUAUUUCGAAUAUUACGAAAGCCUAUGCUUUUAGAGCCCGAAAACGCAGAACUUGUUGUAAUGACUAUUGUUUUGCUUCACAACUUUUUAAGAAGAAAUAGACACUCUCGGACGUUGUAUAAUCCCACGGGAACCUUCGAUACUGAUAUAGAUGGCCAAUUUGUACUAGGCAAUUGGAGAGAAACACCAACUAAAAACAUGUCAUCGCUAAUCCCUAUUAGAAGUUUGCCCCGAAAAUCACCUAAAGAAGCACAAGACAUUCGAAACGAGUUUGCUGCAUACUUUACUAGCAAUGGUCGUGUAUGUUGGCAUAAAUGCAUAAAUUCUAGUUAUGUAAAGGAUGAGUCAUUAGUGUGUCAUCAUGGCGGGUCUUAAUACAAAUGUUACCUAUUUCAUAAUCUUCUUUGAAUGCAACCCCAUAUGUUUUAUAGCAUUGUUGAUUGCCAUUUUUAAUGCACUUUGAACUUGUUCUCCGGCUUAUUUCUUACGAAUUAUAAACCGAGGACACAGUAGUGACUCACCCUGUACAAAAAUCCUAUAUAAAUAAUAAAAUACUUACGCAUUCUGUCUCUGUAUCAAUUGUUUCUCUUGGUUCAUCUUUGUCAAGUAAGUAAUACAUUCUUUUAAAUGCAUACCAUUUCGAUACAUACACAUCUUGCCGACCUUCAAAA